Dentiscutata erythropus is the source of this 1524-nucleotide messenger RNA. The record is from the annotation of a GenBank genome assembly. Lineage: Eukaryota; Fungi; Glomeromycota; Glomeromycetes; Diversisporales; Gigasporaceae.
AUGAAAAAAAACAUUGGAAAAUUAAAACAGUGGGCCAAUGAGAAGGUCGGUGCUUCUCAGAAGACGCAGACCACAGAUGAAUUUCAAGAAUUGCAACACAAAACUGAUGCAAGGCACAUUGGCGUCGAUAAACUCAUAUUUGCGGUGAGCAGCUAUUUGAAGGCCAUGUCAAAAAAGGUGGCGUCCAUAGAAGAGAAAACAAAAGCAUUACCUACCGAAUCUUUAGGUAUUGCUAUGAGAGUUUAUGGUGAAGAUCUAGGUUCUGAUUCUCCUUAUGGAGAGGCUUUGGUCAAACUCGGCAUUGCCAAUGAAAAGAUUGCAAGUUGUCAAUUGGAACAUGUAUCAAAAGUUCGUGAAGAUUUUCUUGAAAGUUUAGAUGCUUCUAUUGAAGAUUUAAAACAAUAUCAAAAUAUGAAAAGAAAAUUAGAGUCUCGUAGACUCAAUUACGACGCAAAAUUAAGUAAAAUGCAAAAAUCAAAAAAGGAAAAACCAGAACUAGAAGAAGAAAUGCGUGCCGCUAAAGAAAAAUAUGAAGAUACAAAAGAAGAGCUUAAUAAAAAGAUGGUUACAAUAAACGAAUCUGAAGAUCAAUACAUACAAGAAUUAACUGCAUUUUUAGACUCACAAAUAGAAUAUUUUAAAAAUAGUUGCGACAUUUUAUCAACUUUGAGAAAGGAUUGGGUUCAAAAAGGCGUUUCAACGACAGCAACUCGGCGUACCCGAACCUCGCAAAAAAAUAAAAAAUCUAAUAAUUCUCAAUCAGAUGAACCUGAUGAUCAAAAUUCUGACAAUGAAAGUUCUCAUUCACAAUCGAGUGGUUCUUUUACACAAAAAAAACAGGUAAAAGCUUUAUAUAGUUAUGAAGGUGAUGGUGAAGACGAACUUGCGAUGGAGGAAGGUGAUAUUAUCACCGUUUUAGAAGAGCAUGAAGGUUGGUGGGUUGGAGAAAUUAUUGAUGACGAUGGUACUCGUCGAAGUGGUAUGUUUCCUGCAAAUUAUACCGAAGAAAUACCUGCAAAACCAUCACGUAGAGUGUCAAGUUCAGUUAAAAAAUCUUCGCAUGAAGAUUAUCAAAAUGAUGAACAAAUAUAUGAAGAACCUAGUCAGCUUGAAGACCUUGAAGAUGAUGAAUCAAGUGAAGAACCACUACAAAAGAAAACACCAUCGCGUAAUAAUUAUUACAGUGUGCCACCCCGCAAAACUUCAUCAAGAUCUUCAACACGUUCAAGCACUUCAUCCGGAAUACCACCUAUUCCAUCUCGCAAUUCAAAACCUCCACCUUCCCGCAGUUCUGUAUCUCGUCAAAAAACAACAGAUUAUUCAUCAGCUGCAGCUAGUAUUUCUCGGACUAGUACCCCACCGAACACUAGUACAUCAAGAAAUUCAUAUAUCCCUCAAGAAUUUUUUGGAAAAAAUAGAGCUUCUGCUAGUGAAGUUGAACCAUGCGCAGAAUGUGGUUGUGAUGAUUUCCAACCUAAUGUGUUUAAAAAGAACAAUUGUAAUAAUUGUUUUCAUAAACAUUAA